CUCUCGGCACAAUCCGGAAGGGGGGGCGACCAAAGAUAUAUAUGGUUGGGAGCUUUGAAUUUUCGACAUUCCAGUCUUGUGAUAUACCAGGCAAAGUGCAGCAAAAGUUGCGCUGUGCUAAUACAACAAAUUUUUAUAUUUUUUACUCGAAACAAAACUAAUUAACAAAUCAUCAUGUGUGACGAAGAAGUUGCCGCAUUGGUCGUAGACAAUGGAUCCGGUAUGUGCAAAGCGGGUUUCGCUGGGGACGACGCCCCUCGCGCGGUAUUUCCAUCGAUUGUUGGACGUCCAAGACAUCAAGGCGUUAUGGUCGGUAUGGGUCAAAAAGACUCGUACGUAGGCGACGAAGCUCAAAGCAAAAGAGGUAUCCUGACAUUGAAAUAUCCAAUUGAGCAUGGUAUCGUCACAAACUGGGAUGACAUGGAAAAGAUCUGGCACCACACCUUCUACAAUGAACUUCGUGUAGCCCCCGAAGAGCACCCCGUUCUUUUGACCGAAGCUCCCUUAAAUCCUAAAGCAAAUAGGGAAAAAAUGACUCAGAUCAUGUUUGAAACCUUCAACACGCCCGCCAUGUAUGUAGCCAUCCAAGCUGUACUGUCACUCUACGCUUCCGGUCGUACCACUGGUAUUGUUCUGGAUUCUGGAGAUGGUGUUUCUCACACUGUCCCAAUCUAUGAAGGUUACGCUCUUCCUCACGCCAUUCUGCGAUUGGACUUGGCUGGUCGUGACUUGACCGACUAUUUGAUGAAAAUCUUGACCGAACGCGGCUACUCUUUCACCACAACGGCUGAAAGGGAAAUCGUUCGUGACAUCAAGGAGAAGCUUUGCUAUGUAGCUUUGGACUUUGAACAAGAAAUGGCAACCGCCGCUAGCUCCAGCUCCUUGGAAAAGAGCUACGAACUUCCCGACGGUCAAGUCAUCACCAUCGGUAACGAGAGAUUCCGUUGCCCUGAAGCUCUUUUCCAGCCAAGCUUCUUGGGUAUGGAAGCGUGUGGCAUCCACGAAACUACCUACAACUCCAUCAUGAAGUGUGACGUCGACAUCCGUAAGGACUUGUAUGCCAACACUGUCCUUUCUGGAGGUACCACCAUGUACCCUGGUAUUGCCGAUCGCAUGCAGAAGGAAAUCACCGCACUGGCCCCUUCGACAAUGAAGAUCAAGAUUAUCGCUCCUCCGGAAAGGAAAUACUCAGUAUGGAUUGGCGGUUCCAUCCUCGCUUCCCUGUCCACAUUCCAACAGAUGUGGAUCUCGAAACAAGAAUACGACGAAUCUGGACCUUCCAUUGUACACAGGAAAUGCUUCUAAAUUAUUCCCAUUCUUUUUAUCGCCUGCAUUCCAUUAUUCCAUGCGUUCAAGUUUUUUUUUUGUAUUAUAUUUGCGAUAUUGGGGCCGCCGUGCGGCCAGAACUGCCAUGUUUUAAAUGGGAUCGAGUGUGACACCGUACAUGCACUAUAGGCCAAAGUAUUACUAUCGUAAUUUUUUUUUCUAAGUUACUACAUGUGCAGAAUAAGACUUUUUAUUAUUACUUUUAGGCUAAUAAUAUGAGGUAAAAUAAAAAAAAAUUGUAAAACUUUUAUUUGUACUUUAAUUUAUUUCCACCUUUUUGUAAUAAAAACGUUAUAUGAAGUUUA
Molecule: messenger RNA, 1631 nt
Organism: Cylas formicarius (sweet potato weevil)
Lineage: Eukaryota; Metazoa; Arthropoda; Insecta; Coleoptera; Brentidae
Product: actin-5C
Exons: 2
Coding region: 175-1305 (376 amino acids)
Biological process (GO): mitotic cytokinesis
Source: RefSeq, a predicted model, not a curated record